Molecule: messenger RNA, 2112 nt
Organism: Pseudozyma flocculosa PF-1
Lineage: Eukaryota; Fungi; Basidiomycota; Ustilaginomycetes; Ustilaginales; Ustilaginaceae
Exons: 2
Coding region: 1-2112 (703 amino acids)
Cellular component (GO): cytosol
Source: RefSeq, a predicted model, not a curated record
AUGUCGACCAGCGCCUCCUCGCAGCUCGAUAGCGGCAUCGGCAUCGGCAUCGGCAUCGACAUCGAGACGGUCAUCUCACCCCGCCUCGACGCCUACCUGGCCACAAACGACUUUGACUCCUACCACCCCCUCCUCUCGCUCCUGUCCACCCUCGUACAGAACCUCGCCCGCGACCAAGGCUACCGCGAUGCCCUGGCCAGUUCGCCCUCCUCUGCUCCGCUUGCCUAUCUCGUCCGCAUCUGCACGUCGAUCUGGUCCAGCUUCCUCUCCAACUCGGAGCGUGCACAGGCGAAGACGGUCGAGCAAAGGCGAGCAGAGAGCAACGCCGGCGACGACGGUUCGUCCUACAAGGAGCACAACGACCCGGCCUACCGCGAUGUACAGCUCCUCACCCUCGCCCUCAGAUGCUGCAGAAACGCAAUGGCACGCUGUCCGCCCGCACAGCUCGCCAUCGCGGCCCACCUGACGCAGCUCCAACCCAUCUUCGUCCACCUCACCGCUUUCACUGCUCUCACCGACCCGGACCUCAUCCCGCUCUCGCGCACCUGCGCACAGCUCCUGUCCAACCUCAUCACCUCGAAUCAGGACACGCAGCGGCAGGUCUGGCAGGAAACCGUCCUCGCCAGCUCCUCGCCGUCGCCCGAAAAGCGCCUCGUCCACCGCCUCCUCACCUCGCCCGACACGCCCACCCAGCUCGCCACUCAGAUCCUCCUCAUCAAUCUCCUCAAGCUGCCCAAUGACCCGCAGCUCUCUCACGACCGCUGCCUCGCCCUGUCUACUGAUCCGGCGGGCCUCGAGAUUGUCGAAACUCUCCUCAACCUCGCCGACAGCAUCGUCCUGCAGACGUCCACGCACCCCGACGACGACGAUGCCGAGUUCAAAACGCCUUCGUCCAGCGCCGCCGGUGCCGGUGCCGGCAACGCGGCCCCCACUGCAGCGGCUCAGGCAUCGCACCAGCAGCUCGAAGAGUCUCUGCGCCUGAUCAACGAGAUCUUCCGGCUGCUCUUUGCCCAGGGUAUGGCGUCCAACCUGCUUCGAGGCCUUGCCCCGAUCGAGACUAUCAGCUCGGACGCCCCCGAAGCGGCGACGAUGGACCGACCCGUGGUCAACGCCAGCCAGAUGACGCUGCUCAAGCUGCUCGACAGCUGGCUCCACUUUGGCAUCGCCGCCGCCGCCGCUUCGGACGCCGGACACGAAGACGCCGUCUCGUUUUCGCCGUCCUCGACCUCGCACCUGGGCGGGUUGGAGGAGCUGGUGGCCCUCUUCUUGCACCUCUCGCGCUUUGUUCGGACGGCGAUGGCAAAGGGUCUCGAGGACAGGGACAGGCAGGAUAAGCGCGUCGUGGGCGUGCACCAGGUGCUGCUCCUCGUCCUGCAAUGCCUCCUCUCCCUCGGCCUCGUUGCAGAUGGUUGGUCCGUCUCGGCGCCGACUACCGCGCCUCCGGACAGCACCAGCGACAAGGGGCUCAAGGCCGUAUCGUGCGCCUACCUCUCGACGCUGCGGGAGGACCGCGAGUUUGUCGAAGAACUCGUAGCGCUGCUCCACCAGACGGCGCUCUUUGCCCCGCCCGUCUCGCCCUUCAAGCCCACUCUGAACCCGGAUGGCAACGGGCCGAACUCGACCUCCACCUCGACGACGAUGCCAUUACCGGAAGGCCAUGUCCUCUCCUCGACAGGAUCAGCGGCGGCGAGCGCGGGUGGCGAAGAUGAGAAGCGGUACGGAUUCGACCACCUCAAGCGCGACAUUGUGCGCGUGCUCGGCACGCUCGUCUACUCGCCCUUUCCAGCAAGCAGCAGUACCGGGGGCGGGGAAGCGACCUCGGAUCCAGCAGCGGCGGCGGCGAGAAACGAGACGGUCAGACAGAUCAGGGCGGUGCAGGAUCUCGUGCGCGAAGCCGGUGGGCUGUGGGACGUCAUGAACAUGACGGUGCUCGACGAGCGGAAUCCCUACAUGCGCGAGCACGCCAUCUUUACGCUGCGAUACCUCCUCGCGGGCAACCUCGAGUCGCAGGACCUGGUCAAGAGGCUGCAGCCCCUCGACCGGCAGUCGGACAACGGCGGCGGCGGCGGCGGCGGCGGAGGUGGUGCGGGCUUGCAGCUGCCCGUCUCUUGA